Molecule: messenger RNA, 3888 nt
Organism: Prorocentrum cordatum
Lineage: Eukaryota; Dinophyceae; Prorocentrales; Prorocentraceae
Source: the annotation of a GenBank genome assembly
GACGAUGGCGUUGGCGAUUUCGACUACGUCCGACACGCAAGCCUGCCAGCAGCGACCUCGCCGACUCCGACGGCUGCCGGCACGGCGAGCAAGAAGACCACCACUGCAAUGUCAUCCGGCAGCGGAACCGCUGCGAACAGCGCCAGCGGGCGGCCCGACGAGGGCGGCCUGCACCUCCGAUCGCAGGCACCCCAUCUCGGUGCUCGGGGCGGCGGGGGCGCCAGAGAAGUACAGGGGAGACCGCCGUCGGCAUGGGUGUUCGGCUACCUGCAGAACCUGUGCCAGAACGCGCUGCACGGAUGCGGAUAUGCGGUGGGUCGCAUUUGUGACCAUCACCGAUUCCUCGGGCAGGAGGAUAGGUUGGCGGAAUCCCUGCGCCACCAGCGGCCGGAGCUCGCGUGGGUCAGCCUGGCCCAGCCGGGCACGGCGCGGGGCACCCGCAACGACAAGCGAGCCAAGCGUUUCGAGUGCAGGAUCGCUCGAGCUCAACUUGAAGGACAUCGCCUCUGCGUUGUCGAGGCAGGCGAGGGCAGCGUGGUGUGGGACAUGCCCGACAUUCUAGAGCUGCUAGACGACGGCAGGUGGCACAUGGAUCGGCCGGACUUCAAGGCCAAAGGGGUACCUGCCCUGGUCAUGCAGAUGGCGGCCGCCGGUUGCUUCGACGGCGGCGUGAGAUGCGACGCAGUCGACGUUUCGUUCGCAGACGAUGUCGACGACGCCGGCUGCAAGGUGAGCGCGCUGACCGCAAGCUUUCCCGCCGAGCAGAGGACGCGCGACAAGGCGCGCAAGGCAGCAGACCCGGAGCGCAAGGCGAAGAAGAGGCCGCAGAAGGUGGAACAGGUCUUCGACGACUGCGGCUCCGACUUCACGAAGCUCUACGUGGCGAACGAGUACGUGCUGGACGAGGUCUGCUACGGCGCCGAGCUCAGGGAAGACCAGUGCAUCGACGAGCAGCCGUACGUGAUGAUGUCCGAGUUCUUUGGCAUGACUGGCUCGGAGGCGUACCUGAGCGAGAAAGACGAGCAGCGUAACUUCUUCAGCUCAGCGAGUGGCCCUUCUUUCGACCUCAUUUGCGACUGCGACCUGAUGACGCACGAGGGCCAGAAGCAGUUCUGGGAGUACUUGCACCACGGUAAGCCUCUCGUGCUACUUAUCAGCACGCCCUGUGCCAGCUUGAAGGGGUUUUCGGCGCUCAACAGGGUCAUCAACUACAGCGGCUGGCUUCGCAGUCGCAGGGUAUCAGUGGGAUUGGCCCGCAUCGCCGCGGCGGCGGCGCGUGCGCAGAUGGACGCGGGCCGCCACAUCGUGUCGGAGCAACCGCUGGGCAGCGACUUCUACAAGCUUGACGACUGGCGAUACAUCGCCAACAAACGCGGAUCCUGCCCCGAACGGGACCAGUGGCGCCUGGAGAAUCCCAAGGAUCACGCGGAGUGGGCAAUGGGCAUCUGCCGGGAGCUGGCCACGAGCAUCUCCCGCAUGAUAGAGCGCGUGAGUGCCCGGCUUGCCGGGGCGGGCGCGCGGCUUCAGACGCACGGCAUGCCCGAAUACCUGGAGAGCGCCGCGCAGACGGCGUUCUUCCAAGAGCAGUUGGACCUCGAGAGCUGCGACCGCGGCAACCGCCGGCAUUUGAGGCAGAACGUCGACCUCGAGCAGCUCGAGCAGAUGGUCCUCGACUUCGAUCACGACUGGCGGCGGCUGGAGAAGCGGAGCGGGCUGAGGCAUCUCGCGGCGCCUCGGGAUCAGCGGACGGCGCUGGCGAGGCACCUAUCGCAGAACAGCCUGCUGCGGCCCCAGCCGGACGAGCUCGAGGAGUGGAUGCGGGGGCGCAGAUGGUGGAUGAUUGAUGAAGCGACAUGCUGGACAGUACUGAACAUCCUGGACCGCAAGACUGCGAUCAUGAUCAUCGCCGGCAUCACCAACGGCUGGAUACGACCUCACGGCCCCACGAAGCUGCUGAGUGCCGACAUCGAGGGCGGCCUCCAUGGCGAGGAGGCGUGCCAGUGGCUGAUCAUACACCGCGUGCGGAGCCAGCUUGAGCAAGAGGGUAUUGUGAUGCCGUUGGAAAUUCUGAUCGCGGAGUGCACACUCAUCAAGAACCUCCUCAUCACCGUGGCGGGCUUCAGCCCUUACCAGGCGGUGCACGGCCGGCUUCCUCCACUGUUUGCAGAGUUCGAGCCGGUGAGCGACUGUCAGAUUGACGACCAGUCUGCUGGCAUCCCAGGCAUCUCACGACACCAUCAUCGACUACGUGAAGUAGCAAUGCAGGCCAUGGUUGAGGUGACCGUGAAGGACAGGUUGAAGCGCGCACUUCGAUCCAAGACGCGGGCCCCUCACGAGGCACUGCAGCUGGCGGUCGGCGAUAAGGUUGACUUCCAUCGGCCACCGAGCACGAAGGGGGAGUCGGGUUGGCGAGGACUGGCUGCCCUGCUGCAGGUUGGACCUCCAGUGCUCGUUCGAUGGCAAGGCCGAGUCUUUCAAGUUCGACCUCAGGAUUUCCGACGAAGCCUUGUGUAUUUGGCAAUGUUUACGAACAACAUCUUCUUCGAGGCAGGAUCGCGCGACCCAGUGGCCACCAUCGUGAGCUACGCAGACCAGCUGGACAGCAAGGUCGCGCGGGCGGGGUGGCUCUUCGACGCCGGGUGGAAGCGGACCGCGGACAGCCAGAAGCUCAGCGAGCUGGUUCUGGCGGUGCUGCAGGUUGCAGCCAGCGGUUUCUACUUGGUUGGCUGCGUCGGCGCUGGAGUGGGCAAUGGCGUAUCCGCACUCGAAGGGAUGGUCGGAUGUGACCGCGGUUUCCUGUGGCGGUGGCGGCGCGGCCGCCCGGAGCUGUCCUGGCACUAUGAGGCGUCGGGUUCCGCUCGCUUGAAGCUGGCGCAGAUAUUUGGCAAAGACCAUUGGCGAGAAGUUAGCUUUGUUCAGUUCAUCCUGACUGACGACGAGUCGGACCCACCGGGGCUUCAGGAGGAGGACAUCGACAUGCCCUGGCAGGACAGGGAAGAUGACGAUGGAAAUGAUGACGGCGACUCGGACAGUGACGCGACCCAGGAGUACGAGCCCCUCAUCCAACUCGCGAGCUGGCAGUACAUGAAGGAGCAGGCCGCUUUGCCCGCGGUCGAUGCCGAGCGCGCCCAGAGAGAUUUCUUCUUCGCGGCCCCGGACGCAGAUCACGUGGCGGAGGCCAUAGAGGAGGGCUCCAUGAAUUCCCGACUCGACUGCGUCGAGAUCGGCAUAGGCGCGCCGUUGAUGUAUUGGGUGCAUCCUGAGGUGGAGUACAUCCAACGCCCGGGAGUGAACGUGCUCACGCUGGAGGAGGCCCGUGCUCACGAGGUUGAAGUACGGCAGGCCAUGAAGGACCAGGCGGACAACGUCAUCGACUCGCGCUGGGUGCUCAAGUGGAAGGAGAUCGACGGCAAGAAGCAGGGGCUUUAUGACAUGCAGUCGCCAGACCUAGCCACGUUCGCGGGCGCCACGACGCGAUGGGGGCAACGAUUGGUCGACCAGAUGACAGCACAGCGCAAGUGGCGACUGUUCUCGGCGGACAUAAGCCAGGCGUUCUUGCGCGGUCUCACCUUCGAGCAGGUCGCCGCCGUGGACGGCGAGGUGAAGCGUAGGGCGCAGGUCGCCAUGCCGCCAGGAUCGAUUCCAGUCCUUCGGCAGCUGGAGGGCUACGAGGGCUACAGCCCUGUGACAGAGGUGUUGUUGCUUCUCCGGUGCGGCUUCGGCCUCAAGCAUGCGCCGAGGCUGCGGCAGGUCAUGUUGUCCUCGCACGUGGGCGACCCGAAGGGCGGCGGCGAGGACUACCUGAGGGAGAAGUGCAUCGGCGUCAUGCACGAGCAGGGCCCGGUGACCAAGGCCAUCUGGACGCACCAGCAGCACUACGCCCAGUAG